Spodoptera litura is the source of this 3020-nucleotide messenger RNA. RefSeq names its product ethanolaminephosphotransferase 1. Gene Ontology annotation, molecular function: ethanolaminephosphotransferase activity. The record is from RefSeq and is a predicted model, not a curated record. Gene Ontology annotation, biological process: phosphatidylethanolamine biosynthetic process. Gene Ontology annotation, cellular component: Golgi apparatus; endoplasmic reticulum membrane. NCBI's taxonomy places the organism in Eukaryota, Metazoa, Arthropoda, Insecta, Lepidoptera, Noctuidae.
UCAUUUUCGAAUGCGCGAGUGUGGUUUUGUGCAUGUUUUAAAAUAGAAAUUACGCUGUAAUAAUUAAAAAAUACGCGUGAUAUAGACCAAAAUAACGUUAUUUCGUCACAAAAAUUCAGUAAUAAAAAGUGUGAUGUCGUAGAAGAAUGAAUUUAAUUUAUAUUGCUUUCAAAUAACAAAACAUAAUUUUCAACGUUCGUCAUGGCUCGCUUCCUGUCGGAAGAUAAAUUAAAAGGUUUCGAAAAAUACAAAUAUAACUCUGUGGAUACUAGUGUCCUCAGUAACUAUGUUAUGCACCCAUUUUGGAACUGGUGUGUCCAGUUCUGUCCAGUAUGGGUGGCUCCGAAUUUGCUGACAUUCACUGGUUUUCUACUGACAGUGCUGAACUUCUUUGUUUUCUCAUACUAUGACUAUGGUUUCUAUGCUAUGACAGCUGAGAAUGUCACCAAAGAUCACAUACCUUCGUGGGUAUGGGGAGUUUCCGCUGUCAACCUCUUUGUGGCUUAUACUCUGGAUGGUAUCGACGGCAAACAGGCUCGGCGCACCGGUACCAGUGGCCCAUUAGGAGAGCUGUUCGACCAUGGACUGGACUCGUACUCCGCUGUCCUUAUCCCUACCUUCCUCUACAGCAUAUUUGGCAGGGAUGAAGUGAGCACGCUACGGUUCCUGUUUCUGAUAUGGAACAUAUUCUUCAAUUUCUAUCUGACACACUGGGAGAAGUACAACACUGGAGUCAUGUUCCUGCCCUGGGGAUACGACUUCACAAUGAUUGGUUCUUGUAUCCUUCUGCUGGUGACGUCAGUGUUCGGUCCUGAAGCGUGGCACAUUCCCCUGCCAGGCAACAUCACGCCCGGCGUCAUCUUCGAGUUCGUGCUGUACUUCUCCGCCAUGCUCACCAGCCAGACUGUCAUAUUAUGGAAUAUUUACAAAUCGUAUCGUGACAAAACAGGCAAGAUGCGUUCAUUCAGUGAGGCAGUGCGACCUCUGGUGCCCCUGUUCAUAUUCUUCGCAUUAAGUUCGGUCUGGGCCAUCUAUUCGCCGACUGACAUUAUCAACAGAGCUCCUAGAAUCUUCUACAUACUAACAGGAACCAUAUUCUCUAACAUUAAUUGUCGGCUAAUAGUGUCACAAAUGAGCGAUACUCGGUGCGAGGCGUUCAACGGUUUGCUGAUUCCGUACGCGCUGGUGAUGUGCACGGUGUUCUUUUUCCCCGUGUCUGCUAUCACUGAGCUCUUGCUACUGGCCGGUCUAUGUGUCGCCAGCUCCAUUGCUCAUAUCUAUUAUGGCACUAAAGUGGUACAAGAAAUGUGUGAUCAUUUCAAAAUUGAAUGUUUCCAUAUCAAGCCAAAGAUAAAGUAGGUAAUAUAUUUUUAAAUAAUUUUUUGAAUGUCUGGAAUUAUUAUAGGAGAAAAUAUAAAAUUUUGUAUGUAAGUACCCAAUACUCUUGUAUGUGGUAGUUAGUAUUGAGAUAAUGAAAUAAAGGUAUGCGAUCAUACAUUAUUGUGCAUUUAUAAUGUUCCAAUGUUAUUUAGGUAUGUAAGCCAAUUAUUGCCAGUUAAAAUGUUUAUUUAUUUAAGUUUCAUAAUUUAUUUUAUUCCUUAUAUAUAAGCAAAAUCGUAUUGGACAUUAUAAGAAUCGCCCAAAUAUUUACGUUUAUUUUCUUAUCGCAUUGUUAUGCAAUGAACGUGUACCUUUAUAAUUAUAAUUGUUACGUAGCAUCGCAGCUCUUUACCAUAGCGCGACAAUCUAGGCCCUAAAUAAGUGUAAACUUUUGAUUUUUAAAAUCAGAUUUAUGUCAUUAGAUGCAAGCUUUUACCAUACUGUUAAUAUUAAUUUAUCCGAUACUAUUUUCUGAGUGAUAUUUCAAAUAUAUUAUUAUUAGUUCUAUAUACUGAGGACCAAUACAAAAACAACUGAUUUUAACGAAGUGAUCGUUAUCAAUUGUAUUGUCUUUCUCUCAUUUUUUAAGUCUGUAAAUAUAACUUUAGUCCAGGGUAAACAUUCAUAUUGUGUUACUGAUUGUAAUUACAUUGAACGGGCAUUUAUUGAAUUGUAAGAACUUUUGUCCUCAUAGCAAGUAAGGCUAAAAUUGAAACGUUACUAGUAACGCUAGUCAUGUUUAUUAGAUAAUAAAUGAAUUGUUACUCAUGCCAUAUAAUAUGUCACACAAUAGAUGUGUAAUGUCAUGCCAAAUGUUUCCAUUUAGGUUUAAAUUUAGUCAAUUUUAUCAAAUUAUAUACUUUCUAAGUAGUAGGUGUCUAUUGUACAUGUAUUUUUAUAUUGUUAGAUACACUUGAAGAUGAUCUGAAAUCCAAAUCUCAGGUUGAUAUACGCGUUCCUCCUUUAUAUAAAUGUUUUAGUUUUAUUUGUGGGUCAAGGUAUGAGUAUAUUCCAAUUUGUUGUGAUGGAUUAGCAUGUUUAGUUUUUUUCUCGCUAGUUGAUACUAGAUAAUUUUUGUAAGUGUCUAUCUUUCAGUACGAGUUAGUACCAUGAUUUUUGCCGAAUUUUAGGGCAAAAACAGUUCACUUGUCUGAGGUGUAGAAUGAUGAUAAUACUAUCGAUAGACAAGCCUCGCUGCCUCAGUGAUUUCGGCAGAAAUUGAAGUUAUCAAAUUUAAUAUUGCUGGUUCACCAGGAUUUCAUUAUAAGCACCUCAGAAAUAUUGACUAGGUAUACAGAAGACAAGACCUGUAUUUUGUAGUCUAAUGUCUGAUAAAUAUUCAAACAAUGCACAGGAGUAAUUUUAAUGCAUUGUUUUUUUUGUCAUAGAAUUUAACUACAUAUUUUUAUAACUUGCAAUAAGUAGUUUUUUUUUGUAAUAAUGAAAUACAGAAUAUGUUUGUUUUUGCUCUUAAGUAUCAAUGGUAUUUUGUGAGGGUUGCUCAAUAUUGUACCUGUUUAUUUUAAGUUUUAUGAUGAACACCUGAAGGUUUUAAACCAAAAGGUAGGAACUGUAAAGCGACUCUGCCUCAUCUACAUUUCAAGUCUUGUAUUGUCAAUAAAGGACUUUUAAUAUGAAAA